Messenger RNA from Puccinia graminis f. sp. tritici CRL 75-36-700-3, 1071 nucleotides. RefSeq lists its product as uncharacterized. The record is from RefSeq and is a predicted model, not a curated record. Lineage: Eukaryota; Fungi; Basidiomycota; Pucciniomycetes; Pucciniales; Pucciniaceae. Bases 1 to 1071 code for a protein of 356 amino acids. The transcript is spliced from 4 exons.
AUGAAAGCAUUCAAGAACCGGGCGACAUUCUUCUUACAAAAACGGUCAGGCAAGGCAAUUGAAGAAUUUCAAGAGAUAGUGUACAGUCAGAAUCCAGAACUCCAACUCCAGUCAUUUUAUGAAAAAUGGGCCCCGGUCAAUUUUCUCUUUGUCGACUAUGUGCAAACACAGUGGCACAAUAACAUAACUCAUUGGGCUGUUACCUACUGGAAGACACCUCACCAAGGAAUACACACGAACAAUUACACCGAAGCUUGGCAUCAAAUUUUGAAAGAACAGUUUGUCGAUACAAAAGAGCGGUGGCGCAUUGAUGAAGUUGUGCAAAUUUUGACGGACGAAGUACACACCUCAUACCUCAUGACCCAAUCCCAAGUAUCAGAGGGAAUCAUAGCCCAGCGAACCAACCGAUUUCAAUCUCAUGUGAAGGCCAAGGCAGACGGAUACACCGCUGAUAUCAUGACACUACUCGGUAUCACCAUUUCAAAGUUCCCUGCACAUUAUUGUGUGAGCUCAUUCACAAAUCCCGCCAACUCAUUCUACCUAGUUUGCCAUGAGGAGCCCAAAGAUGGGCAACUCGGUCGGUACAAACUGCUUGUUGUUGAGAAUCCAAUGCACUACACAAUCAAACCUACAACUUACCCGGGUACUAUGCUGGAUCCAUCGAAUGCCUCAGAAUGUGUUCCAGAUUGCUCCUCAAUCCGGCAGGAAAGCCCAUUCACAUCAGUUGAUGAACAGACAAACACAAGUGGAGGGAUCAAAAACGCCCCAAAGAAGAGACAAUUAACGACCAAAGCUUGCGACACUCAGUCAACAGUGGUUGCCACAGCAUCUCUCGCUGAUGUCGAAGACCCGUUACUGAAUGCAGAGGAGAUUAUUCAAAUCAUCAACAAUCAGCCCGCGGCAGCUGCGAUGAUGCGUGUACCAGGGUUCACCACCUCACAGCAACUGCUGAACAUGUCAAGCAAAGAGGCUGCACGUCACCUGGCAAACUUGACCUCGUCUGUGGUUACGGCCUUAAAAGGCAUCAACCACGUUCUCAAGUCGGCAAAACUUGCCGCCUGCUUGCUUUGA